UCAUUUCUUCAUGGAGCAGCAAUGUCUUCCAAAACUAAAACCCUAGAUUCUCAUUCCCUAUUUCUUCAAGCUCACAAUUCCUCAAAGAUUCAGAUUCCAAAUUCCAUUCCUCCUCCUCAUUCAUUCUCUCUCCUCUCAGACGGUUCUCCUUUGCCAGCAAUCCCCACUGAUUUCCCUCAAUCAAAACUCAUUCCGAAGACUCGUUUUGUCGUCGACGGUUUCCGACUCUCCGGCGACUUCUCCGUCUCCUAUUUCCUCUCUCAUUUUCACUCCGAUCACUACGCCGGCUUAUCAUCGGGUUGGUCCAAAGGUAUCAUCUUUUGUUCCCGCAUCACCGCUCGUCUACUUGUUGAAAUUCUCAACAUAUCUCCGUUGUUUAUUGUUUCAUUGGAGUUGUCUGAGUCUGUUUCUAUCGAUGGUUGUGAUGUUACCAUUAUUGAUGCAAAUCAUUGCCCCGGUGCUGUUCAAUUCCUUUUCAAAAUCUCCUCUUGUGGCGGCAAGAGUGAGACGUACAUACAUACGGGCGAUUUUCGCUUUUGUGAUUCGAUGAAAUAUGAGCCUGCUCUUGGUAAAUUUAUUGGGACAGAUGCUGUUUUCCUAGAUACUACUUAUUGUAACCCUAAAUUUGUGUUUCCAUCGCAAGAGGAGUCUAUUGAGUAUAUAGUUGGUGUGGUAGACAGACUAGGGGUUGAAAACGAGGGUUCAUUGAAGUCUGUUUUGUUUCUUAUUGCUACAUAUGUUAUUGGAAAGGAGAAGAUUUUGCUUGAAAUUUCACGUAGGUGUAAAAGGAAGAUAUAUGUGGACAGUAAGAAGAUGAAGAUUAUGACUUGUGCGGGAAUUGGGAAGGACACAGUGUUUACUGAGGAUGAAUCUGAGACUGAUGUUCAUGUUGUUGGAUGGAAUUUGUUGGGCGAAACAUGGCCAUACUUCAGACCUAAUUUCUCAAAAAUGGAGGAGAUUAUGAAUCAGAAGGACUAUGACAGAGUUGUUGGUUUUGUUCCAACUGGGUGGACUUAUGAGGUAAAACGGAACAAAUUUUCUGUUCGGUCUAAGGAUAAAUUUGACAUACAUCUGGUUCCAUAUAGUGAACAUUCAAACUAUGCCGAGCUUAGAGAGUACAUAAAAUUUCUUAAGCCUAAGCGUGUUAUUCCCACAGUAGGCAUGGAUAUAGACAAAUUUGAUAGUAAACAUGUGAAUGCAAUGCUAAAGCAUUUUGGUGGUUUAAUUGAUGAAAUGGCAGUUAAACAGGAUUUUUUACUUCCUUUUUAUCACGGGCAUCAGGGAACAGAAGGAAAUGCUCACAAAGAAGCUGGCAAUGUACAAAAAAAGGAAAUUGUCCUUGGAAAAGAGGGCCAAUUGCCUCAUAUAACAGAUACUGUUGAUGUUAGCACGGAAAAAACAUUACAUUCCUUUGGUUCCGAGCAAGAGUCUUGUUUGGAUAAUUUAGCUAAAUUGCACGAGGACAAAAAUGAUCAAAUAGUUCAACUUCGUGAUUGUUUACCUUCAUGGGUAACUAAUGACCAAAUCGUUGAUCUUCUAAGUGUCUCGAGGGAUAACAUUAUUGAUGCAGUUUCUAAUUUUUAUGAAAGGGAGACUGAGUUUUAUGACCAGGCCAUGGCGUUGGCUGUGAAAAUCAAUCCAGUAAAUGUAUCUGCAUUACCAGCUAAACAUUGUUUCACUAAUAUUAGUGGGAGUUCUCCUAUAUCUACUUGCUAUAGUAAACUUAAGUCUCCUGCUAAGGAAAAUUCGACUAAGAGCAGCCUCACUCCUAGAAAAGCAAAAGCAAGUGUGAAGAAUAAGCCUAGUAAGAAGGCUAGAAACAGUUCUUCCAAUGUAGAACCUAGUAGUUCAAAACAACGAACUAUAACGAGCUUCUUCAACAAAAAUUCAUCGACUGCCCCUCAAGAUGUUGAGGUUAAGAUUUCCUCAGAGGAACAAUCAAGUUGUAAAAGGUUGUUGAUGAUUGAACCUACUAUCUUGUAUGAACAAGAGGUAAACCAGUUUAUUCAGAUUUUAAACGGCAACGAAUCAUUGGUAAAUGUUGCUAAAAAAUUACUGGAAGAAACAAAAGGAGAUGUUAACAUGGCACUGAACAUAUAUUAUAGCAAACCAGAGGGAUAUGUUGAACAAGAAAACAACAGGUCGUUAGACACUAUAACAGCUGCCAAGACACUGUCUUGUAGUCAAGAUCUUUUUUCUCAGAAAGAGAAAAUGUCAUCUUUUAAACUUCAGAGUACAAUUAGCCUGCCUGCACAUGGUUUGUCUCCGAAGAAGACAGAUCGAGGGCUUGUAUCACUCUCACUAGAAAAAUAUUCUCCAAUUGAGCACGCACCCUGGAAUCAUGGGCAACCAGCUCCGUAUAUACAUAUUGCACGAACUUUUUUCCUUGUUGAGAAUGAAAAAGGAAGGAUAAAAGCUACAUCAAUGUUAUGCAAUAUGUUUCGUAGCUUAUUGGCUUUGUCUCCUGAGGAUGUGCUGCCUGCUUUGUACUUGUGCACAAAUAAGCUUGCUCCUGACUAUGAAAAUAUUGAGCUGAAUAUUGGAGGAAGUAUAGUUGUAGCAGCUUUGGAAGAGGCUUGUGGGACUGAUAAAGCAAGAAUAAGGGAGCUCUAUGAGAGCUUAGGGGAUCUUGGUGAUGUUGCUCAACUCUGCCGACAAACACAAUCAUUACUAGCUCCUCCACCACCUCUAUCUAUCCAACAUGUAUUUUCAGUGCUUAGGAAGAUAAGCAUACAAACAGGUGGUGGCAGUACUGCUCGAAAGAGAGGUUUAAUUGUGAAUCUCAUGCGUUGUUGCAGAGAGAGUGAAAUAAAGUUUAUUGUCAGAACAUUGGUUAAGAAUCUCAGGAUAGGGGCUAUGAUGAGGACUGUUCUGCCUUCAUUAGCCCAAGCUGUUGUUAUGAAUUCCUCUGUUUCCACUGAAGCUGAGAAUUUAAAGGAACAACUUCAGUGCAUUUCUGAAGCAAUUGUUGAAGCAUACAACAAAGUGCCAAAUUUGGACUUGCUUGUACCGUGUCUCCUUGAGAAGGGUGUUGACUUUUCUUCAACAACUUUAUCUGUUGUACCAGGCAUUCCGAUCAAGCCAAUGCUCGCCAAAAUAAGCAAUGGAAUUCCUCAGGCUCUAAAGCUCUUUGGAAAUAAGGGUUUUACAUGUGAAUACAAAUAUGAUGGCCAACGUGCUCAAAUCCACAGAGUAGCUGAUGGAACUGUGCGUGUGUUCUCAAGAAAUGGGGAUGAAACUACUCUAAAAUUUCCCGAUUUGGUUAACAUAAUUAAGGAAUCAUGUAUGGACACUGCAUCAACCUUCAUCGUGGAUGCAGAGAUAGUAGCAGUUGAUAGGAAGAAUGGAUGCAAACUUUUAUCCUUCCAAGAACUGUCUUCUAGAGAGAGAGGCGGCAGAAAUUCCUCCAUUUCGAUUGAUAACAUAAAGAUUGACAUUUGCAUCUUUCUCUUCGACGUGAUGAUUGCCAAGGGCGAACAGUUGUUGGAUUUUCCUCUACGCCUAAGACGGAAAUAUUUGAGAGAUUUGUUUGGUGAGGAGAAGUUGGGCUACUUAGAAUAUGCAAAAGAGAUGACAGUUGAAGCUGAGGAUGUUUUGAAGACCAAUGAAGCAACAAUGACGAGAUUGAACACUUUUCUUGAUGAUGCUAUCCGUUCCUCAUGUGAAGGGAUUAUGGUCAAAUCUCUUGAUAUAGAUGCCAAAUAUUGCCCGUCAAAGCGAUCUGAUUCUUGGCUAAAGGUGAAGCAAGAUUAUGUGGAAGGGAUGGGUGAUUCUCUGGAUUUAGUCCCCAUUGGUGCUUGGCAUGGAAAUGGAAGGAAAGCAGGAUGGUAUAGCCCGUUUCUUAUGGCAUGCUACGAACCCGAUUCUCAGGAAUUUCAAAGUGUUUGUAGAGUCAUGUCAGGUUUCUCAGAUGCUUUCUAUAUAGAGAUGAAGGAGUUGUUCUCGGGGGACAAAGUUUUGUCGAAAAAACCAAUGUACUAUGAAACAGCAGAGACUCCGGACAUGUGGUUUUUGCCGGAAGUGGUUUGGGAGAUAAAGGGUGCAGAUUUUACUGUAUCGCCUGUACACAAAGCUGCUGUGGGUCUUGUUCAUCCAUCCCGAGGCAUAUCGGUCAGGUUUCCUAGAUUUGUUCGAGCUGUGACAGACAGAAAACCAGAAGAAUGUAGUGUAGCCAUGGAUAUAGCCGAAAUGUUCCAUUCUCAGACAAGAAAGAUGGAAGUUACUGACAGAAGAACAUAGAUUAUUGCCAUUUUAGGUUUUUUGCAUAACAAGGUAGGUUUUAAAGUUAAAUAGAUCAAGUAGCAGCAGAUGAAAUGUACCAGUUUUUGUACAGUUUGGACAUUUAUAUGCUGCCCUACACCCUCCAAUCAUUUGAUUAUUCUUUUUGUGGGUCUUAGGGUUUUGUUUUUUGCUUAAUGAAUAACAUUCAAUGUUCUGAUAAUAUAAUUUUUUCUUAAC
This is a messenger RNA of Impatiens glandulifera, 4458 nucleotides long. RefSeq names its product DNA ligase 6. Gene Ontology annotation, molecular function: DNA ligase (ATP) activity; DNA binding; ATP binding. Gene Ontology annotation, biological process: lagging strand elongation; DNA repair; DNA recombination. Bases 22 to 4239 code for a protein of 1405 amino acids. Lineage: Eukaryota; Viridiplantae; Streptophyta; Magnoliopsida; Ericales; Balsaminaceae. The record is from RefSeq and is a predicted model, not a curated record. The transcript is spliced from 19 exons.